AUGGAAUCUCUCCUACGUUGGGGUAUUGAGCACUCUGGUAGCCACGAUGCAUCGCAGCCAGCCCCACAGCCCCGCAAAGACCUCGAUCCUGGAAUUAUAGACGCGAUCUUAGGAAAAUCAGACGCACAGUUGAUGAAAGACGCGCUGACGAUCGCGGUAGACGAGAAGCGGGAUGAAGACGAGAGAGUACAAGCUUUAGAUGACUUUGAAAUGCUCGUUGAGCAGAUAGACAAUGCAAAUAAUAUCGAAAAGAUGAAGAUGUGGGACCCGCUGCAUGGACUUCUGAUUGCGUCAUCGUCGCCAGAAAGUGUCAAGAUGCAGACAUUAUGGGUGAUAGGGACAGCAGUGCAAAAUAACCCAUCUGCACAAAUCUCGUAUCUUGUGCUAUCCCCAAUGCCAACGCUGCUUGCUUUCCUAUCUCCGGAGGUGAAGUCACCCCAGGUUCGGUCAAAGGCUGUUUAUGCACUCUCUGGCCUAUUGAAACUUAACGCUCCUGCUGUGAGACAAUUGGAGGAAGCAGGCGGAUGGGAGAUCCUCAAAGCUGCGCUUGAAGAUUCCGACAUCACCGUCCGCCGCAAGACCGCGUUCCUGGUGAAUUCGCUUCUCGUUCCGAUGGAUCCCAUCAUCCGUCCGUCGCAACAACCAGGGCGACCCUCCGCAUCUUCCACCGCACCACACACACCUAGUACGAGCGUUAUUGCGCACCCUACAGGCCCCCCUCCAGACUCUGCACCAGCUGCCGCGCCUGUCCACCCCAACUCCCACGCAACCAUGCUCUCCGAUCCCACAUCCUUCUCUACGUCCCCCGCAACGUUCGCCGCGUUUCAGGAGCGCGGAAUGCUGCAAGCGCUUAUCUCAUCGCUGACGUCUCCGACGCCCCACGGCGCCGAUGGCGAGACGGAAGGCGACCCUGACUUUGAGGAGAAGGUUGUCAGAUCUUUGCACACGUACGUAACGUCAUGUCACGGCCACUUCACCGAUGGGCAGAGGUCAGAACUGGCUGCAUAUGUGAAGGAGCAGACUACAAAGACGGGCGGUGACUCAAGACUAGCACAGAGAUGGGGAUUCACUGUAGAUGAAGUGAAGGCCUUGCGGCAUGCAGUGGAGUAG
This is a messenger RNA of Sparassis crispa, 1110 nucleotides long. RefSeq names its product Hsp70 nucleotide exchange factor FES1. The record is from RefSeq and is a predicted model, not a curated record. The transcript has 6 exons. The coding region runs from base 1 to 1110 and encodes 369 amino acids. NCBI's taxonomy places the organism in Eukaryota, Fungi, Basidiomycota, Agaricomycetes, Polyporales, Sparassidaceae.